Entrophospora candida is the source of this 1494-nucleotide messenger RNA. Lineage: Eukaryota; Fungi; Glomeromycota; Glomeromycetes; Entrophosporales; Entrophosporaceae. The record is from the annotation of a GenBank genome assembly.
AUGAAUAAUUUAACAGCGUUUCAAGAAGUUGAUUUUACUUCUUCGACAAAUUCAUUUGAAAAUAUUCAAUAUAAUAUAGACUCGGCACCUAUACUAGUUCAAGAUGAAAAAUUGAAAUAUCAAAAAGAGUUGGCAGAACUAUCUUUUUGUGAAUAUAAAUCAUUUAGUAAUGCAAGUAAUCAUUUGCAAGUAAUAAAUAAUUCGCUUGAAAAUUUAUCUUCACAUCUAGAGAACUUAAUUUCUAAAACUCCUAAUUUUCAAAAUCAUUGUAAUACUUUUCUAGAACAAUCAAAACAAUUCACACAGCAAAAUAACAAGAUUAAUACAAUUCUUGAAAAUCAUACUAAUUUAUUAGAAAUCAUAGAAAUUCCUAAAUUGAUGGACGUUUGUUUCAAGAAUGAACUUUACUCCGAGGCAAUGGAUCUUUCAGUGCAUGUAACAAGAUUAGUCUCAAAAUAUCCAUCAAUUCCUCUCAUUCAACAAAUUGAUAAUGACGUUAAAAACACAAUACAACAGAUGUUGACAAAACUUACCAAGUUAUUAAGUCAACAGAUCAAACUUCCUGUUUGUUUAAAAAUUAUUGGAUACUUGAGACGCAUGGAUAUGUUUGAUGAGCCUGAGUUACGUCUUGUUUUUCUACUUUCUAGAGAUACUUAUUUGCAAUCUUUGAUUAGCGAAUUGGAUGUAGAAAAGAAAGAUCCUAUAUUUUAUUUAAAAAAAUAUAUUGAUGUGUUUAGAGAACAUUUUUUUGAUACGAUAACACAAUAUCGUGCCAUAUUUUCCGAGGAUAGCAGAGGUGGUGGUGUAUAUCCCACAACACCGACCCAAUCCUCAUUCUCGAUACCUUCAACACCUUCAUCACCCUGGGCUUCAUCACCUUGGAUCUCAUCACCAUUAAUAAAACAAUUAGCCGCAGUUCUAGCCGAAUUUACAGCUCAAAUAUCUGACACCUCGUCACUAUCCUCAAUACUUACACAAUUGAUGUAUUGUGGAAUGUCGUUGGGUAGAGUUGGCGUUGAUUUUCGUCAUCUUGUGUCGGGAUAUUUUGAGAGUUCUGUUGAUAGAAUUAUCAAAAAAAUGAUUUUUGAGGCUACUCAAGAUUUCUUGGAUGAUUUGAAACAAGCAAUGAAAAAUGUUGAUUUGCCAAGCUUGUGGAUGAUAAGUGACAAGAAAUUCACAAACUAUCCACCUAUUGCAUACCUUACGAAUUCUUAUUUGUCGACUUUUAAUUCUUUACGUCUAGUUGCACCAGUUUCAUUAUUUAAACCACUUGGUAAAUUUAUCAAUCAGAAUUUUUUAUCCAUUGCAGAAUCACUAAGAGAUUAUGGAAAUUUGCUUGUUGAACAUAAACACGAUACCACGAUUUUACAGGGAUUCAAUGCAACAUUUGCUCAAAGUUUUGUACCAUUUAUCUCUAGAUGUUAUAUAGAUGGAGUUUACGUUAACAAUAAUAAUAGAAAAGAGGGAGAAGACGAUGAUAAUAACAAAUCGUAA